Molecule: messenger RNA, 1045 nt
Organism: Oldenlandia corymbosa var. corymbosa
Lineage: Eukaryota; Viridiplantae; Streptophyta; Magnoliopsida; Gentianales; Rubiaceae
Source: the annotation of a GenBank genome assembly
UUGGUUUUCCAACAACCUCGGAGAUUCCAAUUAUUUACUACAAAGCAAAGGAAAACUCCAUUAUAUUUCAUCUACUAUAUAAAAAAAAAAAAACCCCCCGCUUCAUAUAUAUUCUCAAUCAAAGAUAAAGUUGUGAAAGAAACAUAUCAAGAUGAAGAGCCUAAUUGUCUCAACCCUGGUAAUCGGAGUUUACAUCUUCUUCAUUUUCCAAGCUCCAAAAGUGAAGGCAUGGCAGGAACAGUAUCAGGUUCAGAUCAAGAAUGACAUCAACGAUUCACUUCCAUUGGGGUUGCAGUGCCAUUCCUCGGAAAAUGACCUUGGUUCCCAUACACUGUAUAAAGGAGGAAUUUUCAAGUUUCACUUCGGAAUAAAUUAUUUCUUUAGCACCAAGUUCGUGUGCGACGCCCAGUGGAGCGGAUUGAAGGCCAGGAUCUACGUUUUCAACAAAAACUUGGCCAAAACACAUUGCGGCAACGAUCUUGGUCGGAACUGCUGCUGGUCCGUUCGGAGAGAUGGUUUUUUCAUUGGUAGUGCUGAGUAUGCGCCGCAUUUUGAGAAAGUCUAUGAUUGGGGUGCUGGUUAUUAAAUACUCCCUCCUCCGACACACAAAAAUAGUCCAGUUUAAUACAAAAUUCUGUUCCAAAAAAAUAGUCCAGCUUCACAAAAGUCAAAAAUUAAUUGAAUUGAAAUGACUUAAAUAUCCAAAAAAAGUAGCGAUAAGGAAAACAAGGUUCACUUCCUUUGAUUUUUAUUUUUUUUAGUUUUCUCUUAUUUUUUCAAAUGAUUAUAUCUUUUAAUAUAUAAAUAAUUAAAAAAUGUGUUAUAUAUCAAAUUAAUGUAUAUAACGAGAUCUUUUCAUCAAGAUCCAUUGUCAAUAUUUUUUGAGAUAAAAAUUUUGAUCAAAUUUAAGUUGUAAAAUAAAUGUAUAUGUAGUUAAGUUUUAUAGAAAUAACUAGAAGGGGCAUUAGUGGAAGUUAGGGGCAUAAAAUGAGUUGUACAUUUGGUGUGUUGACUAAAUUAAAAAAGUUGUAUUAUUUUUCUAGGA